Aspergillus steynii IBT 23096 is the source of this 2229-nucleotide messenger RNA. Its product is annotated as transcription factor TFIIIC subunit TFC6. The record is from RefSeq and is a predicted model, not a curated record. Lineage: Eukaryota; Fungi; Ascomycota; Eurotiomycetes; Eurotiales; Aspergillaceae. The coding region runs from base 1 to 2229 and encodes 742 amino acids. Gene Ontology annotation, molecular function: protein binding. Gene Ontology annotation, cellular component: transcription factor TFIIIC complex. The transcript has 2 exons. Gene Ontology annotation, biological process: transcription by RNA polymerase III.
AUGCCUCGUACACGCAGGUCCAAUCGCCAAUCAGGCCCCAGGAAGUACACUAAUGAUCCCUUCGAGAUCGCCGGGGUCAGUGACGAGUCCAAUACUGAGGAACCCAAGCCGUCUCGAGGCAAAGGCAAAGGCAAGGGCGUAGCGGCCGCGCCGCCGCCAGAUUCAUCGUCGGACGAGGAGUUCAAGGCCGAUGAAAAUGAUGCCAAUGACCAGGAAGACAACUCCGAAAAAGAGGAUGAGGACGAUGACGACGAGGAGAUGAUUCCAGAUGAAGAAGAUGAUGACGAGGAUGAAGAUGAAGACAACGGCUCCGACGAAGAUGCCAUGUCGAUUGACGGCGAUGGCCGUGGCAAGAAGAAUCAGAAACCCCUUGCGGCUCGAUCGCAACGCGCCAAACAGCGCCCCCGGGGUUCCAUGCUGCCUGCUGCCGCAGAGACGCAUUCGCGGGGGAUCUGGAAUCCCACCGAGCACGUGGGUAAAGUGGAGCAUCUUCGAGUGACGUUCAGCACGGACGAGAGGGAUCUUCUAGCCGCGGUGCAUGCGCGAGACCAGUGGUCCGGGGGCGCGGACUCGACCUUUCCUACUCGGUCCUCUUUGAAUCGUGCCCAGAAAGCGUCCGGGUAUAGGUAUGGGCUGACGUUUGGGGCCGAGCCGGAGGAUAUGAAGCGCGAAAGCACUCGGGGGUGGGACUGGUAUUAUGCUGAUGAUAUCGGAGAGAGGUUUAGGAAGCGCCAGCGCAUUGAAAAGAUCUCCGAAGAUGAGGCGCGGAGACUUUACAUGCCUCGUUCGAAGGAGCAGGACCACACGGUACUCAUUGGGCCGGUUGAUGGUGAGCAGAGCGAGUAUCAGUUGCCACAGCAUGGAUCACUCAAUUUUGGCGAGGCGUGGGCUGAAGGCAAGGAUUCCGCGCGCCCCAAAAAGAAGAAAAGACAGGGUUGGAUUGUCAAUAUAGGACAAAAGGUUAAGAACAUGGCUUGGGCUCCUAAUCAACCAGGCCUGACGCAGUAUCUGGCCAUGGCUGCUCCCAUCCGAGAAGAGCAGAAAGAGCCCUACCGUCAUCCAUCGAAUUCCGGUGCGCCUGCAUUCACUCCGUCGCCUCCUUAUCCGUGUGCGUUGCAGCUCUGGAUGUUUAAGGCUGCGAAAGAGGAGAGCUUCACGAAAACAUUAGAUAUGAACUUCAAGCCGAGAUUACGGUUAGCUUUGUGUACCGAGUGGGGGGACUUGAAAAAGAUGGCCUGGUGCCCCAUGGCCCGAGAGCCACGAGAUGAGGACGAGGAAGACGACUUGAGGAACGUCGGACUUUUGGCAGGCAUCUGGGGAGACGGGUGCCUUCGAGUCAUCGAUGUCAAACUGAAUCGGAAUCCAAACAAGACGGAGUUCCUCAAGGUCCAAUCCCCCGUAUUCGAAGCCAGGCCUCCUUCCACUGUGGGCACCUCUUUAACAUGGCUCUCGCCCAGCGACAUCGCCGUUAGCUGUGCUAAUGGCUUCGUGGCUGUCUGGAGUAUAGCGCCUACUCCGAACUCCCCAUCAAAUCCCCUUCCUUACUUCUAUCAACCCAUCCAUUCGACCUAUAUUCUCACGAUAGCUUCGGGCUACCCAACGCACCCCCACUUACUAUCCACUACAUCAAUGGACGGCGGGACGCGUCUCUGGUCGCUCAUUGACCACAACAAAAACACGGUCGAAUCGAGCCGCAUGCGAGUCGGAUCGGCCCACCUAUCAUACUCCCCCAUGCUGCAAGCAUUCGUCUCCGGUGACGAAAACGACUUUGCCCGGCUACUGGCGGUGCGUCGCUUCUUCACGACAAGCGCCAUAGCCAGGCUUCCCAGCACGAUUACUGCCCUCGCACCGUGCAGCUCCUGGCACCCGAGCACUCUCUACGGGAGCGCCAGCGGGGCCGUGGUUGCGAUCAACCCUUUGAAGCGAGUCCUGCACCCCAAGGAGAAACAAUGGCAACAGACCUGGUUCACGCACGAAUGGGUGCGAGGUGCAGAGGCGGACAGCCCCGGAACCAGUCGCUUCUUCGAUGGAUAUCGCGCCGAAUCCGCUAGCUUGCUGCGCAACAUGGCUGGAGAUCGCAAGCUAGUGAACGGAACCAUGAUCAUCACGCUCUACGAGGAAGAAACGCACGUUACGGCGGUAGCGUGGAAUCCCAACCAGGCGUGCGCGGGAUGGGCCAGUGCCGCCGUGGGUUGCGGACUUAUUCGCAUCGAAGACUUAGCUAUGUAA